AAAUAAACAAAGUGACACACAUGACCGAAGCUCACUGAUAAGAAACAGGGCAAAGUUUAAAAGCUCGAGAAGGAAAGAUGAUAUCAAGUGUUUUAUCAUUGUUUAGCAGUCUACUGCAAUAUCUUUCAAAUAAUCCGUCUAUUUUAGGAUUAAUAGUCCUUCUUGCAGUGUUUAUUUUCGCCUUGUCAGUUUUCUUCUCUGGACCCAAACCUGCUAAAAAUCCCUUUUCUACAAAACAUGUACGUCCAGUGGAACCAUUGGUCAGUGAUCAGAAAGAGCGAGAUCGAAUUCUUAAACAAAGGUUCAAGGUCAGCAAAAUCCCUCCAAACUUGGACACGAUCAUCAUUGGGAGUGGUAUGGGAGGUAUGAGUGUGGGGGUACUGCUCGCCCGUGCAGGGAAGAAAGUUCUGGUCCUGGAGCAGCAUGAUCAGGCUGGAGGCUGCUGUCAUACCUUCCACGAUAAAGGAUUUGAAUUUGAUACAGGCGUCCACUACAUUGGUAAGAUGGAGCCACAUGAUGAUGACCGAGUGUUGAUGGACCAGGUGACCGGUGGUAGAGUGGAGUACCCCAGAAUGGACGAAGCUUAUGAUGUGGUUGCUAUUGGGGAUCCUCAUCAUGAAAAAGUCAGGAAAUAUCCUUUUAUGACAGGGGAGCAGAAAACCAAGGAAAACCUCAUCAAAUGUUUCCCAAAAGAAAAAGAUGCUAUUGAAAAAUUUUAUAGGCUUCUCAGGGAGUCUAAAAACUUCUUUGAAGGAUACUUUGUCCUGAAGUUGGUUCCUAAAUGGGUGGCCAGGCUGUUAGUCUCCACUGGAUUAAUGAACCUGAUGUUUAAGUCCUACGUUCGAUUCGGGAAAAUCACCCUGAAACAGGUCCUUGAUGAUAUCACUGAUGACGAGGAACUUAAAGCGACAUUGUCAUACAUCUUUGGAGAUUAUGGUGUUGUACCUUCAAAGGCAUCAUUUGGACUCCAUUCCACUGUGAUGCGACACUAUUUCAAGGGAGGGCACUAUAUAAGAGGGGGCCCAAGUGAGAUCCCAUUUCAGAUGGUACAGAUCAUUGAAGAGCUGGGGGGCAAGGUACUGGUCAAUGCCCCUGUAUCGGAAAUCAUCGUAAAUUCAGGCAGAGCAGUUGGUGUAAAGGUCAAGAAAGGUGAAGAUGCUGUAGAAAUAUAUGCACCACAAAUCGUAACAGAUGCAGGAGUGUCCAAUACAUUUUUACGUCUGCUACCUAAAGAAGUGGCCACAAAAUCUUGCAUAUACCCCAUGAUUAACAAAGUUGGAGAUAGUUUGUCUUACAUCUCAGUGUUUAUUGGUCUACGUGGGAACAAGGAAGAACUGGGGAUACAGGCACACAACUGCUGGAGCUUUAACAACCACAAUUUAGAGCAGACAUUUGAGGAUUACCUGUCAUUACCGCUAGACAAACUGAAGGAGGCUGAUGUCCCACUGAUGUUUGUUUCCUUUCCUUCAGCCAAAGACCCAACCUGGCAUGAUAGAAAUCCAGAUAAGUCCACCUGUCUGUUGAUUACGUUGUCGAGGUAUUCCUGGUUUAAGAAGUGGGAGGAGGGUCGAGUCAAACACAGGGGGGAGGAUUACGAGGACCUCAAAACUGUCAUCGGAAAAAAGAUGCUGGCCACCUGCACCAAGUUAUACCCCAAUAUUGAGGGGAAGGUGGAGUACUUUGACGUAGGGACGCCUCUGAGUAACAAAUACUACCUGGGAUUCCAAGAUGGAGAAAUGUACGGGCUGGAUCACAACAUGCGUAGGUUUCUACCCGAGGCCUCCAUACAACUGAGGGCCAAGACAGAUAUCCCUGGUCUAUACUUGACAGGUCAGGACAUCAUGUCAGCAGGUUUGACAGGGGCCCUCUUUGGGGGAUUGCUGUGUGCCUCAGAACUUCUACAUCGUAACCUGUAUUUUGAUCUCGAGGCCCUCAAAAAAGAACUGAAGAAGUCUGCUUAAACACCUAAUGAUUGUGAUGAAAAAA
Molecule: messenger RNA, 1986 nt
Organism: Saccostrea cuccullata (small rock oyster)
Lineage: Eukaryota; Metazoa; Mollusca; Bivalvia; Ostreida; Ostreidae
Product: all-trans-retinol 13,14-reductase-like
Exons: 12
Coding region: 78-1961 (627 amino acids)
Source: RefSeq, a predicted model, not a curated record